AUGGCGCAUGCUCUGCUGCCGAUAUCACCAGCAUCCUCCACGGCAGCGCCCUCGCCCCUCGCCGCUCGCCGCAUCAAGCUCUACCACCAUAUUCGACGACAAACCGAUCGUCCUGCGACGCGGUACCGGGAGACGGGUCUAUCGAGCAGACGCCGGCGCCGCCGGGACCAGCAAGGGGGUGGUAGUGUUGUUACAUCAUGGUGGCUCGAGAUCGCAUGCGUCGCCGUGGCCCUCGGGGCUCUGAUCAGCAUGUUCGUUCUCUCGGCCGUCUACAACGGGAGCCGCGUGCCGGAGUGGCUGCACGGCGUCAAUCUCACCUCGGUGAUCGCCGUGUUGUCGGUCAUACCCAAGAUAUCGCUGCCGGUUCCGCCACGGCCUGGAUGCUGGGUCUAG
Anthostomella pinea is the source of this 393-nucleotide messenger RNA. The record is from the annotation of a GenBank genome assembly. Lineage: Eukaryota; Fungi; Ascomycota; Sordariomycetes; Xylariales; Xylariaceae.